Molecule: messenger RNA, 1854 nt
Organism: Mucor mucedo
Lineage: Eukaryota; Fungi; Mucoromycota; Mucoromycetes; Mucorales; Mucoraceae
Product: heat shock protein 70 family
Exons: 4
Coding region: 103-1737 (544 amino acids)
Biological process (GO): protein folding
Cellular component (GO): nucleus; cytosol
Molecular function (GO): ATP-dependent protein folding chaperone; ATP binding
Source: RefSeq, a predicted model, not a curated record
GGCCACUUGAUUUCUCGAGCUGUUAAAUAUUUUUUAAAGGUGAUAUUUUUUUUUUUUUUUUUUUAGAUUUCUAUCUUGUGUAUUUCAACCCCUUCUUUUACAAUGAGCGAAUCUAACACUAUUAUCGGUAUUAACUUUGGUACUGCCUACACCUCUAUUGCCUACCUCAACAAGGAUGGUCGCGCCGAUUGUCUUGCCAACGAGGAAGGUGAUAGACAGAUCGCCUCUGCCCUUGCUUUCCAUGGUGAUGAAGAGGUUAUUGGUUCUCAAGCCAAGUCAGACAUUGCUCGUCACCCCGAUCACACCAUUGCUAACUUCCGUGCCAACCUUGGAAAGAGCUUUGCCGAAUCCGAGAUUUUGCCUGGAUCUGCUGCCGCUGUUGUUGAUAAGAACGGCGCCCCUGCUUAUGAAGUUACUUUGCCCGAAGGUAAGGUUGUCUUCAGUGCUCAAGAGGUUUCUGCCAAGUUCUUGCGUCAUAUCCGUGAAUCUGCCGAAGAUUUCUUGGGUACUCCCGUCAACGGUGCUGUCAUGGCCGUUCCUUCUUAUUUCACUGAUAAGCAACGUGCUGAAUUAACCGCCGCCGCUGAAGCUGCUGGUAUCAAGGUUGUUCAACUUGUUCACGAAUCCUCUGCCGCUGCUCUUGCUUACGGUAUUGGUCAAGAUGCUUCCAACAAGGAUCCUCAAGAUAAGACCGUUGUUGUCUGUGAUUUGGGAGGACACUCUUUCGAUGUUACUGUCUUGGCUGUUCGUUCCGGUAUGUACACCGUUUUGGCCACUGCACAUAACACCAAGGUUGGUGGUGCUACUUUCGAUGAUCUCUUGAUCAAGCACUUCUCUGGUGAAUUCCAAAAGAAGACCAAGAUUGAUAUUUCUUCCAACAAGAAGGCCUUGGCCAAGCUCCGCAACGCCGUUGAGGUUACCAAGAAGAUGUUGUCCAGUGCCAACUCUGCUCCUUGUUUCGUCGAGUCUUUAGCCGAAGGUUAUGAUCUCCAUAGCAACAUUAACCGUAUGCGUUUCGAGCUUUUGUCUAAGGGUAUUUUUGCUCAACUCCAAACUGUUAUUGCCGAAGUUUUGGAAAAGUCUCAAUUGGAUGCUUCCGAAGUUGAUGAAGUUCUCCUUGCUGGUGGUUCUGCCCGUAUUCCCAAGUUUGCCUUGAAGAUCCGUGAAGUCUUUGGUGAGAACACCAAGGUUUUGAGCGAACUCGAAGCUGAUGAGGUUGUUGCCCGUGGUUGUGCUAUCCAAGGUUCUUUGAUCAGCUCUUUCGAGAAGGAAGAUAUCGAGGCUGCUAUCCACCCCGUUGUCACAUUAGCUCCCAACACAUCCAAGGCCAUUGGUGUUAUCAACGCCAAGGGUGAAUUUGUUACUGUCAUUCCCCGUGCUACUGCUCUCCCCACCCGUCGUGUCUUUGAGUUCUCCAACGCUGAGGCUAACCAAACCCAUGCUUACGUCGCUUUGUUCGAAGGUGACCAUGUUGUUGAAAAGACCGAAGUUAAGCACGAAGCUCCUGCUGCCGAAGAAGGUGAAGAGGCUUAUGAGGAUGAGGUCGAGACUGUCACUAAGGUUUUCCAAAAGCCUGCUGCUAAGUUGAUCGAAGCUUCUCUUCCUCUUGAACAUGCUGCCAAGGCUAAGGGUAGCAAGAUUGAGGUUCAAAUCACUGUUGAUGCCAAAUCUAACUUGACUUUGGUCUUGCGUGAAAAGAACGGUUCCAAGGUUGUCAAGGCCGAAGCCAAGAAAUAAAUACAUUUACUCUAUCCCCUUUUUACAUACAUAUAAACCACUUUUUUUAAAAAACAGAAGGGACUUCCUUUACAUCCCUUCAUUUUUGUUACAAUAAAUAGAUUCUUUUUUUUAAAA